Pundamilia nyererei is the source of this 4579-nucleotide messenger RNA. It is a transcript of the gene gnpat, whose product is annotated as glyceronephosphate O-acyltransferase. The record is from RefSeq and is a predicted model, not a curated record. The transcript is spliced from 17 exons. Bases 35 to 2077 code for a protein of 680 amino acids. Gene Ontology annotation, cellular component: mitochondrial membrane; peroxisomal membrane. Lineage: Eukaryota; Metazoa; Chordata; Actinopteri; Cichliformes; Cichlidae. Gene Ontology annotation, molecular function: glycerone-phosphate O-acyltransferase activity; glycerol-3-phosphate O-acyltransferase activity. Gene Ontology annotation, biological process: fatty acid metabolic process; phospholipid biosynthetic process; triglyceride biosynthetic process.
UGGAUGUAUCGCUCGUGUGUUUGUAAAGUGUGACAUGGCCUCCGAAGCUGUUUAUUCGCAUAGAGAUCCUAUGCUAAAGAAGAGAGAUGACUUUGAGGAUAUUCUGGAGGAGAGGAGGAACUCCAGUGACUUAAGAUACGCUCUCAAAUGUUACACUCCUGUUCUUUACAAAGGAUUGACUCCAUGCAAAGUCAGUGAGCUGAAGCAAAUGGUGCUGCAGUCUGAUCAGCUGGGUUAUGUCAUCACUCAGGUUUCUAAAGAGAAGGGCAUGACCACAGAUGAAGUCACUGGGGAGGCGGCAGCCAUCUUGGAGGAGAUGGCUCAACGCUUGCAGCUCAGCACGGUUCGCUUCUUCGCCUUCACUCUCUCCAAAGUCUUUAAAACCUUGUUCAGGAGCAUCUGUGUCAACGAAGAGGGCCUCCAGAGACUCCAGCAGGCCAUUCAUAACCAUCCAGUAGUACUCCUGCCCAGUCACCGCAGCUACAUGGACUUCUUGUUGAUGUCGUACAUCCUGUACACCUACGACCUGGCUCUACCUGUUAUUGCUGCGGGCAUGGACUUCAUGGGGAUGAAGGUCGUUGGGGAGAUGCUGCGGAUGUCUGGAGCUUUCUUUAUUCGGAGGUCUUUUGGUGGAGAUAAGUUGUACUGGGCUGUCUUCUCUGAGUAUGUCAAGAUUAUGCUUAAGAACGGAUAUGCACCAGUUGAAUUUUUCCUAGAGGGCACAAGAAGCCGAACGGCCAAGUCUUUGACUCCAAAGUUGGGUCUGUUAAAUAUAGUGAUGGACCCAUUUCUUAAAGGAGAAGUGUUUGACAUUAGCUUGGUCCCCGUGAGUAUCAGCUAUGAGAGGACUCUGGAGGAGGCGCUUUAUGCCAGGGAGCUGCUGGGUGUGCCAAAACCCAAGGAGUCCACUUCAGGCCUGUUUAAAGCUAGAAAGAUCCUCAGUGAAGACUACGGCAGUAUCCACGUAUACUUUGGCCAACCUGUGUCUGUAAGAAGUUUAGCUGAAAGCAGAGUUAACCGCAGCCAGUUCAACCUGAUACCAAGACAUAUCCCCACGAGACCCAGUGAGGAAAUCCUCAGCUUUGUGAAUGACUCCGCCUACAGGCUGGUGCGAGCCCAGGAGGAGAACAUGGUCCUGAAGCCUUGGGUCCUUCUGGCCUUCGUCCUGCUGCAGAAACAGGCGGCGGAGGAUAAGCAAGGGACAGCACUCGAUGAGCUCACUGAACAAGCAGUGUGGCUCAGGGACCUCUCUCGGCACUACGGAGCCUUCCUCCACUGGCCGGACCACAUACCUCCCUCAGAGGUUGUUUCCUCCAGUCUUUCCCUUCAUCGAGGUCUGGUGAGGAUCUCUGAGGGAAGAGUCCAGCUGGCAUUGGAACAAGUAGGAGGUCAACAGGUGCCCGGAGAGACUCGCAGUGCCAUUACUCCAGAAGAGGAGCUCCUAAACCAGGCAGUCGUCAUACUCUCCUGCGUCUCCUACAGGAAUCAAGCACUAAACGUCUUCAUCCGACCGGCCCUGCUGGCCUCAGCCAUCCACACUGCUGCCUCCAACCGGAAACAGGAGAUCUACAACGGCUUCAGCUUCCUGAGAAACAUGUUUUCUAAUGAGUUCAUUCUCUGUCCUGGAGCUACUGUACAGGACUUUGAGGAGGCCUGUUACCUGCUGGUGAAGACCGGAGCUCUGCAAAUAAACCAGCAGGAGGUUCUGAUCACCGAGAGAGGGCACAGGACUUUGGCCUUCCUCACCAGUGUUCUCGAUCCAUUCUUACAAGGAUACCAGGUGGUGUGUCGCUUCCUGUGUGAAGAAGACUGUCUGACAGAAAAACAGUUUAUUCCUGCUGUCCGGAAGUUCAUCAUCAAACAUCUUCUCACAGGUAGAUUAAGGUAUAUUGAAGUGUUGUCAUCGGACCUCCAGAAGAAUGCUCUGGCAGCUUUGAUAAGACUUGGAGCUGUGCAGAAAAUCAAAGGAGGCGAGGAACAGGGGACUUUAAAACUCAACAAGGUGAUGUUAAACUCCUUGGAAGACACUCUUGGAGGAAAACUCCCCACUCAGAAAUCUGUUGUAGCUCACCUCUAAUUCAGCGACCCCUAUUAGCCGAAGGGCAUCGCGGACGGUUAGGGCAAUGCGCUGAUGUCGCUCUGCUCCACGUGGUUUGUUACGAGUCGUCCUGGCCUACUUGCUGUGUUCUGUGAGAGAUGGAACAAAAGACUUGCCAUCUGGAGACAGCUCAACCCUGCGUUUAGUUUUUUUUUUUCUUUAAUUUCUCUCCUUGCCUUUUUUCCAAAAUGCUUCUCAGAUUCUCCUUUUAAAACCUUUUUUAUGAAUCUACAUAAAACCACAUGAUGAGUGAAGCCUUUGAAGGUACACUGCUGAGCUUCUUUGGCUCAUUCUGAAUAACGGAUCUUUUGCUUAUGAGCGACCUUGUGAAAGCUUCUGAAUGUGCCAUCUUCACUCAGCGUAGAGGCCAUUCUCUGUUGAUGCAUUUGAAAUGUGUUUCUAACUCUGAACGUGGCUUUUGUUUUCCUCACUUUGCUUUUUCAUUCAAGCUUUAUGUUUGUUAGCUGUUAGUCACUCCUAUCCUUUUGAGCACUUUAACUAAUGUAUUCAUGCUGUGUGGUGUGGGCCUCUAUCCCAGUUGUAUGUUGUGGUGCUGGUUUCUUUGUUUUCUUGAAUUUGGAGAUUAUGUAUUUGAACUUUGGGUAAAUAUUUUAGUACCACAUACUACCCGUCUACCCACCCAUCCUCAGGCCUUUUUGCCAACUCUCCAAACUACUUGGACAAGAAGUACAUAUGUCUUUGUUUACACAGUGGAGACACUGCUACAAGUUCAAUGCCAGGGUCAUCAAGUUGCCAAACUCCAUAUACAAUUGAAGUUAUACUCAAGCACUACCAGCUGUACCAAAGCCACAGGUUUGUGGGAAAUAAAUUCUUCCUUCCUAAGUUCCUUACAAGGGAAGUAAGAAAAUUCAUAGAAGGAAUUUUCAGAAUAUUUUCAGUGGCUUAUUCAGGACUCAGGAUUACACACGAUUAGCAUGGUAACAUUUUUCAGUGAGUGUUUUUUAUUUAGUUUUUGUAGUUCAAGUUUUCGAGGUAAAACUAGAUCAUUUAUUUUGUCGACUCCUAUCUGUGCACUCCUGUUACCUUAGAAAUCCCAUCAAUUCAACAGCAGCAGAUUUGAGUUCUUGCUGGAAAAUGCUUUGGAGGCAAAGAAAAACGGUACAGAUUGGUUUAACUAUGAGCAAAGCCAAACCAAAUUUCAUGGAAAUUGCCAUCUGUGUUACAUUUGAGCUGCAACUUAACAAACAAUAAGCACAGCUUUCAGUGAUCUUGUUUGUGUGCCUAAUGUCAAAGAUUCCUGCAAAAUUUAAUGGGAAACAAAAGGUAGUACCCUAUUUAGGUUUGAGUAUAAGUAAUGUGCAAAAAAGGCAGUAAAGAACUUGACAAAUGUCAAAUAAUAUAGAUUGGUGCUGUAGUAGAAUAACUGUGGGCCUAAAAGUAAAUGGGGGGGUUGUGUAACAUUGACAGCCAAAGUAACAAAACCUUGAUAUGCAAACAGCUUUCUAUGAUGCAUAGAAAAGUUGUACGUAAAGGAAGACUUAAAUGAGGACUCUCAAAAAUGCACUGUAAUAGCAGAAGUAGUGGGUUACUUACACAUUACACCUACCUAUACCAAAAAGCUCCUGGUGCACAUGAUUGUGCUGCUGUUAAUGCCAGAGGAGGUUUGGAUCUCAGUCAGCAGAGUGAUGGUGACUAUUACUGUGCCUCAGCAUUUGGAGAACCCACAUUGCUGUAUUAGGGUAUGUGGUCUGACAUAAAACCACUUACAGCUGAUUGUGGAAUAUGUAGGAGGAAAGAAAUUUCACAAACAGACUUGUUAUAUCUGUGGCAUCCCAUUAAAGUACCACUCUCAUUCUUUUUCAAAUGUUUGUAUGGGCAGACUGAAUAACUGGAUGGUUGAUUUUAAAUACCUGUAGCAAAACGCCUUGCUUCAAAGAUUAAGACAUGUGGCCCAAUACUUUUGUCCAUAUAGUGUCUGUCAGAUUUCUGUGGUUUGGCAAAAAAGAGAAAUCGCAACAUCUUCAAACUUUUCUGCACUAAAGUGUUUAUUCAGCUUUAUUUGUUUGUCUGUUGGUCAGAUGUUGAGCUUGUAAAACUUAAAGUGAACUUUAACCUAAAGAAAAGUUUCAUUUCAUUUCAUUACGCCGACAAAAGUUCAAGUUUGUGUUCUGCGUUUGAAUUGUUUUACUUUCUCACCUCAAUAACAGCUGUCAAAUAAUGUCUAAAGAUCAGAUUUCUUUCUGUGCAUUUACAUUUUAUAGCCACAUUAUUAGAUACAUUUAUGAGAUCCAAUUCAUUUGAAUCUAUCAGCUGGUCUUUUUUUUUUUUUUUUUUGCUGUAUAGUUGUUUGAUGGGCUGCAUUACUUUUAAGUAUUCCUAAAAUUUAGACCACAACAUUUCACUUAAACAGUAUUGGAUUCCAUUAGACUGUACCUAAUAAUAUGGUAGGUCAGUGUGCAAGGGCCUUUUAGUACUAAAUGUAUAGGCUGGUUAAAUGGAAAAAGUAUGUUAAUAAAACCU